Penicillium subrubescens is the source of this 438-nucleotide messenger RNA. RefSeq lists its product as uncharacterized. The transcript has a single exon. Lineage: Eukaryota; Fungi; Ascomycota; Eurotiomycetes; Eurotiales; Aspergillaceae. Bases 1 to 438 code for a protein of 145 amino acids. The record is from RefSeq and is a predicted model, not a curated record.
AUGGCUCAUUAUGUGCAAGUCGUCCUCGUUACUCUCCUGGCAAUCAUAUUUGGUUACUACAAGACCUAUGUUCAAGCUGCGGUCCAGCUCUUCCCAGGCCUUGAAAAGAUGAUCCAACCACUCGAGGACUUUCCUGAGUAUCAUUGUCGCCGAAUGCGGCACCCGUUGUUGGAGAGUUGCGAGGAUGUCUGGCUCGAUCCUAGUGGUCGCACGCUCUACGCCGCUUGCGCCAAUCCUAUCGCUCGCGUGGUCUGGAGCCGAGGUGGAAACCGCUACGAUCUUCGGGGGCGGGUAGCAGGUGGCGGCGGGAUUGAGCAUAUAACUGUGCUGGAUAUCGAUCAGCCGGGGGCUGAUGGCUUAGCGUGCGAGCAUUGGAAUUCCGCGACAGCGAAAGCAACAUCCAGCAACUUGAUAUACACGGGGUUGAUGCCCGCGUGA